UAACACCAUCAACUUCAAGUGUCUACUGCUCUGCUCUUUACAGAUAGAGGUGUCGUCCAUCCUCAAAAAAGAGCAGGAAAUACUCAUGGCAUUGAACAUAGAGAGUGUGGAAGAUGGGGUCCCAACAACGGACGGCCAUAACAAUCUUCCAACCGAAACCCAUAAACGCACUACCAACUGGUGGCUCGUUAUGAUGAACUGUGCUUUGACGGCGGUGGGGACCAUAGGCGGUCCACUCCUCCUAAGGCUCUACUAUCUUCAUGGAGGGAGUAGGAAAUGGAUCACCAGCUGGUUGCAGACCGCCGGUUUUCCGAUCCUUAUCAUCCCUCUCUCAGUCCUCUAUAAACGCAGCCAAGCCCGUGGGAUGUCGUUCAUCGCAGAGCCCAAGCUCCUGGCGUCGAGUGCGGUUCUGGGCCUCCUCAUCGGUGUCGGUAACUUCAUGUACUCACACGGUCUAUCCGUCCUUCCCGUCUCCACCUCAUCCCUACUCUUCGCUACUCAGCUCGUUUUCACUGCGUUCUUCGCGUUCAUCAUCGUGCGGCAGAGAUUUACCCCUUAUUCCAUCAACGCUGUGGUGUUGAUGACGCUGGGAUCUGUCCUUCUUGGUAUUCGCAAGAGCGGUGAUCGGCCGCCUGGUGUUUCGAAUGCUGAGUACAUGGUGGGGUUUGUCGUCACCCUUGGGGCUGCAGGGUUGCUUGGGUUCGUGCUUCCUUGCAUCGAGCUUACUUAUGCUAAGGCCAGCAAAGCCAUUAACUAUGCGGUGGUGAUGCAGUUUCAGUUGGGAGUGAUGGUUUUCGCCACCCUCUUCUGCACCAUUGGGAUGGUGGUAAACAAGGAUUUCCCGGCUAUUCCAAGAGAGGCGAACCAGUAUGAGCUUGGGCAGGCCAAGUACUACGUAGUGCUUGUUUCGGGUGCGAUAGUUUUCCAGAUGGUGUUCUUAGGAUCGAUGGGCCUCAUCUUCUGCACCUCAUCUCUCUUUGCUGGUGUUGUUACUGCUACAUUGCUUCCUGUAACGGAGAUCGCUGCAGUCAUCGUCUUCAGUGAGAAGUUCACAGGAGAGAAAGGCAUGGCCUUGGCUCUUUGCCUAUGGGGCUUCACCUCUUACUUCUAUGGAGACUACAGGAUGAACAAGAAGCAGAAGGAAGCUGAAGCUGAAUCGAAGUAACCGAUUUCAAUGUGAAACGAAAGCUUGAUGAGAAUUCCUUAGGUUAAGAUUUACGUAUCCCCUGGUCUACACAUCUUUGCCGAUAUGUAUUUCGGCCUGAACUCUAUAGCAUAGGGUCUGAUUGUGCGAUAUGUGUAUUUUCAAGAGAGUAGAAUCGUAUUAACGAGGAAUUAAUUACAUGUGUUUUUAUACUA
Molecule: messenger RNA, 1359 nt
Organism: Magnolia sinica
Lineage: Eukaryota; Viridiplantae; Streptophyta; Magnoliopsida; Magnoliales; Magnoliaceae
Product: purine permease 3-like
Exons: 2
Coding region: 86-1165 (359 amino acids)
Cellular component (GO): membrane
Molecular function (GO): purine nucleoside transmembrane transporter activity
Source: RefSeq, a predicted model, not a curated record